UUUAACAAUUUUGAAACACAAUAGAAAGAAAAAUGCGGAGCUCUUCAGUGACUUGAAACAAUCAUACACAUAUGCUGCACUUCCAUUGUAAUUUGCAUGCUUUGCUUGUGCCUGGCUAGCGGGUUUGGCAAUGGCAUCUCAAUCCGCAAUAAGCAACUUCCCUCCAAAUGCCUCAUCCCCUUCCUCUCUCUCCUCACCAUUCACCUACACAAAGUAAUAGAAACAUGACCCUCACUUGUAUCACCUGUCCACAAGAUCCAGUCCGUCUCAUAACCUUGAUCAAAUAGCAUGCUUAAUCAUGUUGUCCAUUCUGGAGGUUGAAGUUUCAGAAAAGAUUGAGAGGGCUAGGAGGCGACAAUAAAACGGGGUGUGAGCGGUGUGCUAAAUCGCUAGGGACGAGGGAAUGAUACUUCCUUUUUUACUGUCCUUAUAUGUCAUUUUAUGAGAGGAUAAAUUAGUCCUUAAAACUUUAAUAAAAAGUGGUAACACUCUUUAAGAAUUAGUGGGGACUUUAAUUUGUAUGUUGAAUAGUCCUGCACUUGCUUCAUUUUGUCUUGGGGAAUCAUCACAAUUGGUUUUGUAGGAAAGAGACAACAAUUUGAUUAAUUAUUAUCGUGCCACAAAAGGUGACAAUAUUUUUAAUAUUUGUUGCCAAUAAGUUAACCUGUCCCUUUCCUCUCUGGUCAUCCAUAUAUUAUAUGAAAGUUUCGUCCUGGAAAAUAUGCCUGCUUUCUAUGUAUCUUGUUUUACUUUGUGAUUAGUUGGGGGGGGGGGGAGAGAGAGAGAGAGAGAGAGAGAUUCAGAUGGAGAUGGAGAUAGGUUGUACUUGUAUGUGGGGUGUGUUACCUUUCGCAGGCAUGGUAGCUAUGGAGUUCGUAGACGUGGGCAUAGCAACCAUAAGCAAAGCAGCAAUGUCAAGAGGAAUGAGCAGCUAUGUUUUUGCUGUUUACUCCAACGCCUUUGCUACCGUCUUUCUCCUUCCUUUUUUCAUUUUACAAAAGAAGCCGAUUUCUCUUCCUCUUUCAUUCCUUUGUAGACUUUUCCUCCUCGGCCUAAUUGGGAGUUCGGCUAUGCUAUUGGCGUAUAGUGGCAUCUACUACAGCUCCCCAACACUUUCAUCAGCAAUAUCAAAUCUCUCACCAAUUUUUACCUUCAUACUGGCAAUCAUUUUUAGGAUGGAAACACUGGAUUUAAGGAGAGCAAGCAGCCAAGGAAAAUUGUUGGGCACUCUAGUGUCUGUAUCUGGGGCGUUUGUCGUUGUCCUAUACAAGGGAUCGAUAAUCCUAAAGUUAAAGGCUGUAUCAACCCCCGACUUCCUUCACCCGCACUUAAUCAUCUCAGAACAGACAAUGUGGGUCUGUGGAGGUCUUGUACUUACAAUGGGUUGCUUCUUUGGUGCAUUAUGGAACAUCGCUCUGACAUCGAUUGUUACGAACUAUCCAUCAAAGGCAACCUUUGCAUUCUUCUACAAGUUCUUUAUGACCAUCCAAUGCACAAUAUUUUCUCUAAUUCUGGAAAGGAACCCAAAUUCUUGGGUGUUAAGGCCCGACUUCGAGAUGGCCACCAUUAUCUGCUCAGCUGUAUUGGGGAGUGUCUUUCGCCUUGGAGUCUAUUCAUGGUGCGUGCAACAAAAGGGACCGAUCUUUGUAUCCAUGUUCAAGCCCUUGGGAGUUGUCAUUGCAGCAUUCAUGGUGGUCAUCUUCCUGGGCGACGCGCUUCACCUUGGCAGUGUGAUUGGAUCUUUGAUUAUUGCAAUUGGAUUUUAUGCUAUGAUGUGGGCACAGAGCAAAGAAAAGAGCAAUUCUAUGGAGAAAGAAGUCCACAGCUCGGCAUCAGCCACCCAACAUGCUCCCCUUCUGCAAUGCAGAGCCACGGAAGAUGUAUGACAACUCGAGAAUGAAUCAACUCGAAAGGAACGUGUUUUUUUAUUGAACUCAAGGAAUACGAAACUCAGUGACUUUUAGCUACUGUGCACACAUCACAAUUUAGGGAAGAGUAUGAAACAUUAUGAAACAAAGAUGGAACUUUCUCAAAUAA
Pyrus x bretschneideri (Chinese white pear) is the source of this 2037-nucleotide messenger RNA. RefSeq names its product WAT1-related protein At5g40240-like. The transcript has 7 exons. The coding region runs from base 804 to 1886 and encodes 360 amino acids. NCBI's taxonomy places the organism in Eukaryota, Viridiplantae, Streptophyta, Magnoliopsida, Rosales, Rosaceae. Gene Ontology annotation, cellular component: plasma membrane. The record is from RefSeq and is a predicted model, not a curated record. Gene Ontology annotation, molecular function: transmembrane transporter activity.